UGGCCUGCUCCAGGAAGCCGAAUGAAGGUUUCUUCCAGUUGUUUGCAUAGCUCUGUUGCUGAAGCACCUCUCUUCGUGGGUGAAUGUUCAUGAAACCCUUUCUUGAACUAGCUUAGGAGGUGAAGGCCUCUUGGAGCCUGUGACAUGGAAGCUUUGGAAGUGGAUGAUAUCAGCCCGGCCUUAGAAGUUACCGAGGAAUUCUUUAGUACUUUGGACAGCAAGCUAGAAAAGGCUGUGCAGCAUGCAGAGGUUUAUGGGAUCCAGGAAGUCCCUGAACUGGUGGGGCACGAGGUACUCAGCAACCUAACAGGCAAUGGUGCUAUGGGAAAUGUUCCCUCGCUGGGCAAGGGGGGCAUGAUUUGGGACCACUGUAAGAGCAGGCUCUUAGAAACCAAAGCUCAAAAUGUCUUCCCUGCCAAAGAACAGUUUAUGGUCCAGAGAGGGACCACCCCAGAUAACCUCUCCUGGAUGGAACAAAAGGAAGCGUCAACCUUUAAUUUUUUCAAUAUCUGUCAGCGUCGGAGGGACAGACCUCGUUCUGUGAAUGACUUACUGGAUGAGACCUCCUCUACUUUCAAGCCCGGGCAUGCUCGAUCGAGAUCAGACAUCACCCACGUGGACUGGAGGGCAGUCCUCACAACCGCGCCUUUGCAGCCGCAGCAGCAGCCGUCUGUUCAAGGGCCUCGCUUCACCAGGCCGUCUUUUCUGUUGCCCUCACCAAAUAAGGUGGAAGAUGCUCAAGGAAACACUGAACACAAACAGACAUUCCCAAACAUUCUCAAGAAGGGUUACCUGGAGAUUAGGAAAGACCACGACAGUUAUUGGCAAAGCUGUUACGCAGAACUUUCACCCUACAACCUAUACUUUUACAGCCUUGACAACAGUGGGAAUCAAAAUCUCUAUGCCACGUACCAGCUUUCACACUUCCAGAGCAUAUCUGUUUUGGGCAAUCUUGAGGCCAGGAUGGUGGAUACUGUUCUGUAUGACAACACUCAGCUACAGCUUAAGGCAGAGUCACCGUGGGAAGCUUUGGACUGGGGGCAGAAGCUCUGGGAAGUCGUACAUGCUGCCGUGCCUGGUUACGUGGGACGGCACGAUGAGCUAGCAAACUCACCUGGGCUUGGUCAUCAUGUUGACUGUACACAGAAUCAUUGUUUACAGAAGAAAUCCAGUGGGCUGCUGCCACCGUCCCCAGUCCUGGAUAGCCCCAAACAGUACCAAAACAUCCUCAAAUCAGGGACUCUCUACAGGCUGACUGUCCAAAACAACUGGAAGGCAUUUUCAUUUGUGCUGAGCAGGGCCUACCUUAUGGCUUUUCAGCCUGGCAAGCUAGAUGAGGAUCCACUGUUGAGCUACAAUGUGGACGUGUGUCUAGCUGUCCAGAUGGACAACCUGGAUGGCUGUGACUCUUGCUUUCAAGUCAUUUUCCCCCAAGAUGUCCUCCGUCUCCGAGCUGAGACCCGGCAGAGGGCUCAGGAAUGGAUGGAGGCUCUGAAAACAGCUGCCAAUGCGGCGAGGAGUUCAGAUCAAAACCUGCAAGUGACAUUGAGGAACAAACCCAAGGAGCAGAUGGGUGGGCAUGAACUCAGGAAGAACAAACGCCAGUCCGUGACCACUAGCUUCCUGAGCAUUCUGACGACUUUGUCUUUGGAACGAGGACUCACUGCUCAGAGUUUCAAAUGUGCAGGGUGCCAGCGAGCCAUAGGUCUUUCCAACGGGAAAGCCAAGGUGUGCAAUUACAGUGGGUGGUAUUACUGCAGCACCUGCCACGUGGACGACAGCUUUCUCAUCCCGGCUCGCAUCGUCCACAACUGGGAUACUUCGAAAUAUAAGGUAGCAAAGCAGGCCAAAGAGUUUCUGGAGUACGUGUACGAGGAGCCCCUGAUCGACAUCCAGCAGGAGAACCCCAUGCUGUACCACCACGCCGAGCCGCUGGCCGCCGUGGUGCGGCUGCGGCAGCGGCUGAAAUCGCUCCGAGCCUAUUUAUUCAGCUGCCGGGCAGCCGUGGCCGAGGAUCUGCGCCGCAGAAUUUUCCCCAGAGAAUACCUCCUUCAACAGAUCCACCUGUAUUCCCUCGCCGACCUGCAGCAGGUGAUAGAGGGAAAGCUGGCUCCAUUCUUGGGCAAGGUCAUUAAAUUUGCCACUGCACAUGUGUACAGCUGCAGUCUUUGUAGCCAGAAGGGGUUCAUCUGCGAAAUCUGUAACAAUGGAGAGAUCCUCUACCCUUUUGAGGAUAUUUCAACGAGCAGGUGUGAAAGCUGUGGAGCCGUUUUCCAUUCUGAAUGCAAAGAAAAGUCUGUCCCCUGCCCGAGGUGUGUCCGCCGAGAGCUGCAGAAGAAGCAGAAGUCUUUCUGGCAGAGGCUGAACAUGGACGAGAGUCUGGAGGAGGCCUGCACCAUGUUCGAGCUGUCGUACCAGAACACCUGACGCGGGCAGCCCCGGACACCAGGGAUUCACUGAUCAGCGACCCCUCGGCCCCAGAGUGGC
Propithecus coquereli (Coquerel's sifaka) is the source of this 2487-nucleotide messenger RNA. RefSeq names its product pleckstrin homology domain containing, family M, member 3 (gene PLEKHM3). Bases 145 to 2427 code for a protein of 760 amino acids. NCBI's taxonomy places the organism in Eukaryota, Metazoa, Chordata, Mammalia, Primates, Indriidae. The transcript is spliced from 8 exons. The record is from RefSeq and is a predicted model, not a curated record.